CAUAACGCAACAGAGUUAGUGAAGAAACUAAGACGGGAAUUAUCAAAGCUUUGAAGGAAUAUUAACGUACAGUAGUGUUGAAUGGGAUAUUAAAUCUGAAACUGUUCUUGAAGCCAAAGGAAAACUUUAAAAUUUACAAACAUGUGUAAUAUUACAAGUACAACAUUAUAGACCAGAAGAAAUUUGAUGACGUCAUGCAGUCAUCCGGAGAGCCUCAAAAUCAGUCGAUGGUGCCAUAUGACAUUCAGCCAGACAAUUACGCCAUAUCUUAUGACAACUUCUCUUUUGAUUAUCUUGACAAUUUUCCAUACGAGCUACAAGUUGACGAAGCGGAAAUAUUUUUAGAUCUAAGUGCAUUGAAUAUAUUCCUUAUUGUAUUAUACGGACUUAUUUUUAUCAUCGGACUUCUUGGAAACUUAUUCGUAAUAUUUGUUAUAAUACGCUUCAAGAGCAUGCGAACAUUGACGAACUACUUUCUCGUGAAUCUGACUUGUGGAGACAUUCUUGUUAUUGUAAUUUGUAUACCUGUGACACUCGGGAGCACCGUCUACAAGAAAUGGAUAUACGGCGAAAUAUUGUGUAAAUUAACUCCCUUUAUUCAAGGAAUAGCAGUCGGUGUGAGUGUGCUUUCUCUAUUGUUCAUCAGCAUUAGUAGAUAUUUUGCUAUUUAUAAACCACUUACAGCAAAGAUUGCGUUCUCCACUAAGAACGUUCGUAUAAUGAUUUGCGUAAUAUGGAUAAUUUCACUUGGUUCAUUCUCACCACUUUUAUUUGUUAAUUCGGUCAAAACCUCGAACUUGUUUGGUUUACUUGAAUCGAAAAUUUGUGAAGAACAGUGGAACAGUCAAUCCGAUAAAAAUGUGUUCAAUUUAUUUGUGUUCAGCGUGCUUUUUGUUUGUCCAUUCAUUAUAAUGCUCGUGGCAUACUCAGUAAUUGGCUAUACACUGUGGUAUGGAAACCCAACAUUAAGGGAUGCGUGCAAAAUGCACCAACUCAAAACGAAUCUGAUACUGAAACAACGCAGGAGGACGGUCAAAAUGUUGAUCUGUGUAGUGAUAUGUUUCGGAAUCUGCUGGCUACCAUAUUAUAUUGUAAACCUUUGGAUCGAUUUUAAUAUUGGGGACACAUCAAAGACUAGAUUGAUGACGACAGUGUAUACAUAUAUUUAUCCUCUUGUGAUGAUAUUAGGGCUUUCCAAUUCCGCAAUAAAUCCCAUAUGUUACUGCUUUCUAAGUCGUGGUUUCCGGCGUGGACUUCGUCAACUUCUGUACUGUAACGGCUUCCUUAAAAGAAGUAGUGUUUUCUUUAAAUCUUCAUUUAAACUAAAGUCAACUGUGAGUGAAAGUUUUGAUACAGCUAAUGUGUAGCUUCGUUGUAUAACUAUGUGAAUGUUAUAUGUGUGAUUAAAAUCUGGUGCAAUAUAUGUUUGAUGUUUACCUAACACUUCCUUCGGCUGCCGUAAUACGUUGGUAUUUUUGUAGCGUUCGUUGGUAUUUUUGAAGCGUACGUUGGUAUUUUUGUAGAGUACGAUUGUAUUUUUGAAGCGUACGUUGGUAUUUUUGUAGAGAUCGUUGGUAUUUUUGAAGCGUACGUUGGUAUUUUGUAGAGUACGGUGGAAUUUUGAAGCGUACUUUGGUAUUUUUGUAGCAUUCUACAGCGGGCUGUUUAAGGGUGCAGACUGACUAUUCGUGAUCAUAUUUAAUGAUACAAUCACUUAAUAAUAAUGCUUUGUUUAUUGUUUGUUUAUUAUCGUUGAAUUCAUUUGAAUAAUUGUUAAAAUAAAUUGAUGUAUGUUAAAACCAGUGUUUUUAUUGUUAAAGCGAUAUUGUUAUUUUUUCUUUGUAAAAUAAACUAAA
Molecule: messenger RNA, 1856 nt
Organism: Ruditapes philippinarum (Manila clam)
Lineage: Eukaryota; Metazoa; Mollusca; Bivalvia; Venerida; Veneridae
Product: QRFP-like peptide receptor
Exons: 2
Coding region: 195-1367 (390 amino acids)
Biological process (GO): G protein-coupled receptor signaling pathway
Cellular component (GO): membrane
Molecular function (GO): neuropeptide Y receptor activity
Source: RefSeq, a predicted model, not a curated record